AAAGACACACAAUCAGAAUUCAGUUCCGAAUUUUUCCUCGUACCGAUCGGUUGAUAUUUUUUUCCCUUCGAAGUGAGAUUUCAGUUCACGGUGUCAUAUCUUUGACAUAUUAUUCUUGCAGUUGAACUAAAUAACUUUCGAUUCAAUUGAAUUGUGCCUUGAAAGUAUAAUAUUCCACAUAGAAAAAUGAGUAAUUACGCUUGGGUAACAUUAGCUACCAAUGAUUCCUAUUCGCUAGGCGCCUUAGUAGUAGCGAAUUCCUUGAAAAACGUCAACACGAUCCAUCAAACAGCGGUGCUAAUUACUCCUGGCGUCUCGGAAUCCAUGAAAAGCAAACUAGAAGCUUCAUUUAACAUUGUGGUCGAAGUCAACGUUUUGGACUCACAAGAUGCAGCUAACCUAGCACUUUUGUCCCGUCCAGAGUUAGGAGUUACAUUUACAAAAUUACAUUGCUGGAGGUUGACACAAUUCGAAAAGUGUGUGUUUCUCGAUGCUGACACCUUUGUCUUACAAAAUUGUGACGAACUAUUCGAUAGAGAAGAACUGUCCGCUGCUCCAGAUGUUGGCUGGCCAGAUUGCUUCAACUCCGGAGUGUUCGUAUUCCGACCCAGCUUGGACACAUUUGGAAAAUUGAUCGAAUUUGCGACAAGACAAGGAAGCUUCGAUGGAGGCGAUCAGGGACUGUUAAAUUCCUUCUUCUCAGACUGGGCUCAUAAAGACAUUUCGAAGCAUUUACCGUUUAUCUAUAAUACCUGUUCAACGGCUUGCUAUUCGUAUUUACCUGCUUUUAAACAAUUCGGACAAAACGUAAAAAUUUUACAUUUCAUCGGUCAAGUGAAACCAUGGUUGCUGAAUUUCGACUCAAGUUCGAAAACAGUGUACCCACCGCAAGGAUAUGGCCAUUUGGGUGAAUAUCUUCAGCAAUGGUGGAAUGUUUUCUGCGCUGACGUACAUCCAGCUUUGACCACGGAAAUGACAACCAGUCUUCACCAACAGUACAGUCACGAGACACAAUGGUGCCAAAACACAAUAGGUCCUAACCUUUCUCCCGUUCCGAAUCCACCUCAUAUUGAAUUUUCCGACCCCUGGGACGCGUACUAUCAAACGAACGACGACCACACAGAAUCAUCGUCACAUGAGUGUUUCAUUGCUGUCCAUAAUAUUGACAAUAUGGAAUGCUCUCAUAGCGAACAAAAUCAUGAAUCCCUCCCCAUCCCUCAUAAUAACUGUGAAGAUCAUCAAUCUAGUCAUACCACAAAUGCAAAUGUCGAUUUGCAGCACACAUUAGACGCUCCUCAUAUCAGCAUACGAUCCAGUUUCAUCGACGAAUCCAAUGAUAUCGCAUCAAAUGCAAACUUUCAUCAGACUUGUCACCAAAUAGGAGACACAUCCAGUCAUAGUAUUAACGAAAAUUCAUUUUUAACUGUCACUCAUGAUAACACACAUGCCAGUACCUUAGUAGCAUCUCUAAAUAAUGGAUCUGAAAUACUCGAUAAUGGAGAACACGCGAGCGAAUCUUGUCAAAAUGAAAGUUAUGAUGGAGAUGUUGAAGAUGUAAAUGAGGAUGAAACUACCGUUAAUUGUGAAGAGGGAGGAUUAGCCGGUGCGUUGGCUCAAUUAACACUUGGUUCACCCCGUUCAGCUCAACAAGUGGCCUAUGAAGAGAGUAUGAGACGUCAAUGCUGGGAAGCUGGUAAUAUUGACUAUUUAGGUAAGGAUUCCUUCGAUAACAUCUGGAAGCGUAUUACCAAAACAAUUGAGACUAAAAACGAUCCACCGCCAACUGAAAAGAAUCGAUCACCUACUCCACAACCAGAAGAAAAGCUGGCUGUCGAGACAAAAAAAGAAGUCACAGUAGGUCCUACACUUAGCGAGUCUGAAGAGGAUGCUCUGGCAACAGCACCUUCCAACGAAAAAACAAUAACAGAAGUUACGGAAGACGGGCGGAUUAUUGAAAAGAAAAUCGUAACGUAUCCAGGUGAAGAAACCACCGAAAUCGAGGAAAUUGAAGAGGUUGAUGGCCAGACAGUAUCAGUGAAACGGUCUAUUAUUGGUGGUGAGAAUACAGCGGCAGCUCAACCGACGCCUAAGACCCUAGCUGAAAUAAAAAGUGAGCCGGUCGUUUUAGUGCCUGGUUAUAAAACAGUUGAAAUCGACGAGAAAACCAACUCCACUAUUGUAACUGAAAAAACAACAACAGGCUAUCAACAAACAAUUACGACAACACAGGAAGAUGGAACCAAAAAAAUUCAAACGAAAACAUUUUACGAUCCAGUCGAAAUACCCGGCGAAGAAGUGGAAGAAGAAACUUAUGAAGAAAUCGAAACCUUUGAGCCUGGCUCUGAAAAAACAACUGUAACCACCACAACUGAAACGAAGGAUGCUACCGAGAGCACUGUAGUGCCAGCUGAAGUUGGAAUAGUUGAAGAGCAGCCUGCAAGCGAUUUAUUAACACAAGAUGAAACCGUGAAGAAGGACGAAAAAUCUCAACAAGAAAAAACGGAGGAAUCUAAAGCUCUUAUUGACCUCAAAAAUCAGCCUAUUGUUAUAGUGCCUGGUCAUCAGAAAGUAGAAUUUGACAAAGAAACCAACACCACUACAGUGACUGAGAAAACUACCACUGGCUAUCAACAAACUAUUACAACAGUUACUCCCGACGGGCGAACAAUAGUACAAACCAAGGUUUUCUACGAUCCAAUUCCAAGUGAGCAGGUAGAACAAGCAGAAACAACCACCACAACAACUGUUACCGAAGUCUCGGAUGUACCAAUUUCGAAAGACAACCCUGAAACUCAACAGCCGACAGAAGUACAUGAGCAGUGUGUUGAAACGGUAAAAACGACAGAAGCUGUUAAGGAAACCGAAGAAACUACGACAACAGAUGGAAAAGAUUUACAGUUGGCUUUAGCUGCACCAGCUGGACAAACUUCACUUACUCAGAAGAAGACCACGGCUGGGGGUAAAGAAAUCGAGGUCACGGCAGUUGUUUCUGAAGACGGCAAAACCAAAACAUUGCGAAAAACUACCCGGCAGCCAUCGGAAGAGAUUGAAAUCGAAGAGUAUGAGGAGACCCAAUCCUAUGAACCAGGAGAAGUAAAAGUCAUUACAACUAAAAAAACUGUGCCGCUUGUUGAGGCUCUUGAGGAUGCUGCUAAAGAUAUUGUCGACAAGUCCGAGAAAGUUGUUGUCACCUCAACCGAAAAACAGGUGCCCGAAAAAUCUGAUAGUACGAUUCAAACUGCUGUCACAGAGCAAGUCAAGUCUGAAGAAGUCCAAAUUACAACUGAGGCGAAACCAGCUACAACCGACCCAAAACAAACAACAACCACUACUGAGUCAAGUACAACAGUCGCAACGCAAUCUACACCUAUUGUGAAGCCAACUAUAACGGCUGAUAAACAGAUUACAGCAGAAGAGAUGGAGACUUCGACUGAAGCGAGGGAGGUUAAAACUGAAACUAAGCAAACUGUAAUCGAUGCAAAUAAAAUUAUAACAGAAGAGAAGGAGGCAAUAACUGAAUCUAAGCAAAGUACAACUGAAGCAAAGGAGUCUAUAAGCGAAGCAAAGCAAACUGUAACCGAUGAUACGAAAAUAACAGAAGCUAAGCAAACUACAACUGAAGCUAAGCAGACUAAAACCGCAGCUAAGGAGGCUAUAACGAAAGCGAAGGAAACUGUAACCGAUGCCAAGAAAAUCACGGAAGCUAAACAAAGUACAACUGAAGCUAAACAAACUACAACCGAAGCUAAACAGGCUAUAAUCGAAGCGAAGCAAACUGUAACCGAUGCAAAUAAAAUUAAAACCGAAGCUACAGAAACAACAACCGAAGCGAAGGAAACUACUACUGGCGCCAAACAAGCCACAAGCUCCGUUAAGAAAACCAUAACCCCAGCGUCAGUUCCAGGAAAACUAGGUGCAGUUGAGCCGAAACAAAUUAAAAAAGUAACAAAGCCUGAACAAACCGACUCUUCUGUCAAGAAGGUAUCAAAGCCAAGCGACAAAGAUACUAAAAAAACAUCUCCAGCGGUCACUGUAAAGACGACGACGACAACAACAACAGCCGUGAAAAAGGGUGAAGAUACUCAAAAGAAAACUGCAGCCGAUAAAACAGUAACAGAAUCUACAGUUAUUGGUGAGCCAAAAGUUACAACCAAAAAUGGCGAGACCACAACUGAAGUAGUACGACGUAUUCCGGGUGGUACAGAACAUACCUGGACAACCGUUAGAGCUGACGGGUCAACAAAAACUGAAUCAAAGAAAUGCUUUGAUGUCGUCGAGCUAUCAAGUGAUGAAGAGUACGAGGAAUACGAAGAAAUAGUCGAAGAUGACACGAUUCCAUUGAAAACCACUACCACCAAAACACAAGCUCCCGCAGCCGCCGCCAGUGUUAAAGGCCCAAAAACUCCUACAAUUACCGAUGCAACACCACCGAGUACUCCACCAUUGAAGCCACUCGUCAUUGGCAGCACUUCUUCGGCGUUGAAAGCGGAGCAUGAGAUACCAGAUACUCCACCACUAGAUAAAGUCGAACAAUUGCGUAAAAAAAAACUUCAGUCUGCACCUGCCUCUAAGGUUGCGCCAAAAGUAGACAAACCAGUUGUGGAAGCACCGAAAGGAGCUACCACUAAGGUUGCUCAAAAAGUAGACAAACCAGUAGUUGAAGCACCGAAAGCCCCUGUCACUAAGGUUGCUCAAAAAGUAGACAAACCAGUAGUGGAAGCACCGAAAGCCCCUGUCACUAAGGUUGCGCAAAAAGCAGACAAACCAGUAGUGGAAGCACCGAAAGCACCUGCAACUAAGGUUGCGCAAAAAGUAGACAAACCAGUAGUGGAAGCACCGAAAGCCCCUGUCACUAAGGUUGCGCAAAAAGUAGACAAACCAGUAGUGGAAGCACCGAAAGCACCACCUAGAAAGAAGGAAGUAAAAACACCGGCAGCAGAAAAAUAAACUCGAAAUCUAAUCGAUCAAACUGAACGUUCGUUUGAAUACAAUCUUUGCAUUACUAAAACUCUUCAAUGCUUUUAAAAAGUGAAACGUGUGGCAUUUCUUAAACCGUGAUUUUUUUACUUUCUAAUUUCUAGUCGUAUUGAUUUUGAUAAUUUUUAUUUUCACAAUUGCUAAAAUUGUGUGCUUCCACUGCUAAUAGUUCAAUUUUUUUAUGUUAAUUUUUUAUUCAGAUUACGUUAUUCGUUUCAUAGUUUUCGCGAAUUUUUGCUCAUAUUUUAACGAAUGGAAUAUUUAGUUAGACACUUUAAAUAAACGCAUAUUUGUACUUACAA
Molecule: messenger RNA, 5279 nt
Organism: Bradysia coprophila
Lineage: Eukaryota; Metazoa; Arthropoda; Insecta; Diptera; Sciaridae
Gene: Gyg
Product: glycogenin 1
Molecular function (GO): glycosyltransferase activity
Source: RefSeq, a predicted model, not a curated record